ACGUCUCCAUAUGUGCGCACAUGGAACAUCAUUGAACUGUUUGGUGAGUCGCACUCUGAAACCGGUGGUCUGGUCUCUCAGGUCAUGCGCUCAAAGCCCUCUUCCGCUCCCUCUGUGUGUGUGUGUACAAGAGACUACACAUAA
Sphaeroforma arctica JP610 is the source of this 144-nucleotide messenger RNA. RefSeq lists its product as hypothetical. The transcript is spliced from 2 exons. The record is from RefSeq and is a predicted model, not a curated record. The annotation marks the transcript as partial. Lineage: Eukaryota; Ichthyosporea; Ichthyophonida.